UCCGUAGCGCAAGGCCGGCCUGAGGGACCGGAGGGACGGAAAAAGCGCAGGGCCUAUUUGGUCGCUCCGGGGUCUCUCUGGCGUCGCCCGGUCAGUGCUCUCAUAGGCACCACGUGGUCGGGGACGCCGCCGGGCUCUCACGAGGCGUCGUCGCAGGGCCGCGCCCAUGUUGCGUUUUCCGACCUGCUUCCCAUCCUUCCGGGUGGUGGGAGAGAAGCAGUUGCCGCAGGAGAUCAUUUUCCUGGUGUGGUCGCCCAAGCGGGACCUCAUUGCUUUGGCCAACACCGCGGGCGAGGUUCUACUUCAUCGACUUGCAAGUUUUCAUCGAGUUUGGAGUUUUCCACCAAAUGAAAAUACAGGAAAGGAAGUAACCUGUCUGGCUUGGAGACCAGAUGGCAAACUUUUGGCCUUUGCCCUUGCUGACACCAAGAAGAUUAUUUUGUGCGAUGUAGAAAAGCCUGAGAGCUUGCACUCCUUCUCUGUGGAGGCUCCCGUCUCCUGCAUGCACUGGAUGGAGGUCACUGCCGAGAGCAGUGUUCUUACGUCCUUCUAUAAUGCUGAGGAUGAGUCAAACCUUCUUUUGCCCAAGCUCCCCACGUUGCCAAAAAAUUAUAGCAACACCUCAAAAAUAUUUAGUGAAGAAAAUUCUGAUGAAAUUAUUAAGCUCUUGGGAGAUGUCAGGCUUAAUAUUCUUGUCCUUGGAGGAAGCUCUGGAUUUAUUGAACUUUAUGCUUAUGGAAUGUUCAAAAUUGCUCGAGUCACAGGGAUUGCUGGGACUUGUCUUGCAUUAUGUUUAUCAAGUGAUUUGAAGUCAUUAUCAGUGGUCACAGAGGUGUCUGCCAGUGGUGCUCAAGAAGUUUCAUACUUUCAGCUUGAAACUAAUCUUUUAUAUUCCUUCUUGCCUGAAGUAACUCGGAUGGCUAGAAAGUUUACUCACAUUUCAGCUCUUUUGCAGUAUAUAAAUUUAUCACUGACAUGCAUGUGUGAAGCGUGGGAGGAAAUACUGAUGCAGAUGGAUUCCCGUCUGACCAAGUUUGUGCAGGAGAAGAACACGACCACAUCAGUGCAGGAUGAAUUCAUGCAUCUGCUGCUAUGGGGCAAAGCAAGUGCUGAGCUCCAGACGCUAUUGAUGAACCAGUUAACAGUGAAGGGCUUGAAAAAGCUCGGCCAGUCCAUAGAGUCGUCGUAUUCCAGCAUCCAGAAGUUGGUCAUAAGUCACUUACAGAGCGGCUCAGAAUCCUUGUUAUACCACUUGAGUGAACUGAAAGGGAUGGCUUCGUGGAAGCAGAAAUACCAACCUCUUGGACUGGAUGCUGCGGGAAUUGAAGAUGCUAUUACUGCUGUGGGUUCUUUCAUACUCAAAGCAAAUGAACUUCUUCAGGUUAUAGAUAGCAGUAUGAAAAACUUCAAAGCAUUUUUUAGGUGGCUGUAUGUGGCAAUGUUGAGAAUGACAGAAGACCAUGUGCUCCCCGAGCUGAAUAAGAUGACUCAAAAGGAUAUUACAUUUGUUGCUGAAUUCCUUACUGAGCAUUUCAAUGAGGCUCCAGACCUUUAUAAUCGAAAAGGAAAAUACUUUAAUGUUGAAAAAGUUGGUCAGUACUUGAAAGAUGAAGAUGAUGAUCUCGUGUCUCCCCCCAACACAGAGGGAAACCAGUGGUACGACUUUCUCCAAAAUAGCAGCCAUCUUAAAGAAAGUCCUUUGCUGUUUCCUUAUUAUCCUCGAAAAUCAUUGCAUUUUGUGAAAAGGCGGAUGGAGAACAUUAUUGAUCACUGUUUGCAAAAGCCAGCAGAUGUAAUUGGAAAAUCGAUGAAUCAGGCAAUCUGUAUUCCAUUGUACAGAGAUGCUAGAAGUGAGGACUGUACACGUAGACUGUUCAAAUUUCCUUUCCUGUGGAAUAAUAAAGCUUCAAACCUGCAUUAUCUUCUUUUUACCAUUUUAGAAGAUUCACUUUAUAAAAUGUGCAUCUUACGGAGACAUACUGAUAUUUCCCAAUCUGUAAAUAAAGGAUUGAUUGCCAUUAAAUUUGGCAGUUUCACAUAUGCCACAACUGAGAAAGUCAGAAGAAGCACCUACAGCUGUUUAGAUGCCCAGUUCUAUGAUGAUGAAACGGUAACAGUCGUUCUUAAAGACACAAUAGGACGUGAAGGAAGAGACCGGCUGCUGGUCCAGUUGCCACUGUCUUCAGUAUAUAAUAGUGAGGAUUCUGCGGAGUGUCACUUCCCAGGGACAUACUCUAAAAGGCUGGAUGAACAGUGCAGUAUCAUCCCCACACGUACCAUGCACUUUGAGAAGCACUGGAGGUUACUGGAAAGCAUGAAAGCUCAGUAUGUGGCUGGGAAUGGUUUCCGAAAAGUGUCCUGCGUGUUAAGUUCUAAUCUCCGUCACGUGAGAGUCUUUGAAAUGGACAUCGAUGACGAGUGGGAGCUGGAUGAGUCUUCUGAUGAAGAAGAGGAGGUGGGCGGCCAGCCUAUAAAGAUAAAGGAGGAGGUGCUGUUCGAGUCUGAGGCAGGCCCCCUGCCUACCACCCCCACUGCUGCUUUGGCCCCCGAGAUUGUCAUUAAGGUGGAGAAACUGGACCCUGAGCUGGAUUCCUGAGCCAACUGGCUUGUUUGUGUGUCAUGGCAGGAAGGACACGGGACAUGGGCUGAAUGUCGUGGCCCGCUCUUGAUUUUCUUUGUGUAACAAAGAAAUAAACAGUAAAUUUUAUUUUUUCAUAUUUUUUGCUGAGCUUUUUUUUUUUCUUUCUUUCUUUUUUUUUUACUAUGUGCAGAGCUAGUGUUAAAGAAAGCAUAAAUUGAAUGUGAAAAGAAAGGUCAGUCUUUUCUGUCAAAAGAAUUAUUCCCAUUUGGGAAGAAAUUAGUCAUUCACCACUGGGAAUUUUGAUGCAUUUAUUUUUAAACUUAGCAUUUACCAUUUUUCCACCUUCCCCUUUUAGUUCACUUUAGGUCUCUAGAAUACUUUGAAACUAAUAUUUUGAAAUAGAAUGUACUGAUUCACUCUAAUACUAAGUCAAAGAAAUGGAUCCUGCCUUUUAUGAUUUAAAUGGCCAAAACACAGCUGGAUACUUGGAUUGUUUGAGUAAGCAAGGUUUAGAUCUGUCCUUUUCCCUCUGUAUGCUUGGUCAAGGACAUGCAGUAGCUUUCUGUUUGACCACAAGGGAAUAUGAAAAAUAUGAAUCAGCUAAACAUAAUACAGCAUUAGUACAAAUGAGUUCAUGUUGACUUCUAAAUGCUCAUUUCUACAGUAGGAUAGUAGUUAGUCUGCAGCGACUUUCAAAGAUGUCCUAUUUUAUCUUUGAAUUUUGUUACCACUCGCUGAUAAAAGCUCAC
This is a messenger RNA of Octodon degus (degu), 3330 nucleotides long. It is a transcript of the gene Anapc4, whose product is annotated as anaphase promoting complex subunit 4. Bases 167 to 2596 code for a protein of 809 amino acids. Gene Ontology annotation, biological process: positive regulation of mitotic metaphase/anaphase transition; anaphase-promoting complex-dependent catabolic process; protein K11-linked ubiquitination. The record is from RefSeq and is a predicted model, not a curated record. The transcript is spliced from 28 exons. Gene Ontology annotation, cellular component: nuclear periphery; anaphase-promoting complex. Gene Ontology annotation, molecular function: protein binding. NCBI's taxonomy places the organism in Eukaryota, Metazoa, Chordata, Mammalia, Rodentia, Octodontidae.